Molecule: messenger RNA, 558 nt
Organism: Sus scrofa (pig)
Lineage: Eukaryota; Metazoa; Chordata; Mammalia; Artiodactyla; Suidae
Gene: IFN-ALPHAOMEGA
Product: interferon-alphaomega
Biological process (GO): defense response
Cellular component (GO): extracellular region
Molecular function (GO): cytokine receptor binding
Source: RefSeq, marked provisional
AUGGCCCUCCCAGUCUCUGUGCUGCUGGCCCUGGUGAUGCUGUGCUCCAGAAUCGCUUGCUCUCUGGGCUGUGAGCUACCUCAGAGCCAUGACAAUCCAGAAAUCUUUACACUUUUGAGACAAAUGGGAAGACUCUCCAUUCUGUCCUGUCUGAAGGACAGGACUGACUUCAGAUUUCCUCGGACACUUGUGGAUGGAAACCAGGUUGAGAAAACACAAGCCGUGGCUGUUGCGCACGAGAUGCUCCAGCAGAUCUUCCGCCUCUUCAGCACAAGGGGCUCUCCUUCAUCUUGGGAUGAAACUCUCCUGAUCAAAUUCCUUUCUGGACUUUAUCAACAGCUGGAUGACCUGGAGAAGUGUUUGAGGGAGGGAAAGAAAGUGGAGCAGUCACCCCCAGGAGGUGAGAACUCCAUACUGGCUGUGAAGACGUACUUCCAAGGAAUCAGUCUGUAUCUGAAAGAGAAAGAAUACAGCCACUGUGCCUGGGAGGUUGUCAGGGUGGAAACCAGAAAGUGCUUGCUCUUCAUUAACAACCUCGUAGGAAAACUCAAGAAAUGA